Messenger RNA from Doryrhamphus excisus (bluestripe pipefish), 574 nucleotides. RefSeq names its product mitochondrial ribosomal protein S6 (gene mrps6). The record is from RefSeq and is a predicted model, not a curated record. Gene Ontology annotation, molecular function: small ribosomal subunit rRNA binding; structural constituent of ribosome. Gene Ontology annotation, biological process: translation. Lineage: Eukaryota; Metazoa; Chordata; Actinopteri; Syngnathiformes; Syngnathidae. Gene Ontology annotation, cellular component: mitochondrial small ribosomal subunit; ribosome.
UUUAUACGUCAUCCCCAAAGCCCUCUCCUCGUGUCACAAGAUGGUCGACAUUGAGCGCCCAUUGGAAUGACAUCUACCAAUUGAGUAUUUGUAUUUAAAAACGUUGCUUUUCUUCACCGAAAUAAUGCCUCGCUACGAACUGGCCCUAAUCCUUAAGGCGAUGCAGCGACCGGAGACUGCAGCUACUCUCCGGCGGACUGUGGAGACUUUGAUGGAGCGGGGCGCUGUGGUGAGAGACAUGGAGAAUCUCGGAGAAAGAGUUCUGCCUUAUAUCAUGACCAAACAUAACCAGAGACACCGCAGAGGAUCAUACUUUUUGAUUGACUUCUACGCCGCUCCCAGCAUUCUCACUGGCCUACUCGAUCACUUGCACCGUGAUGUGGACGUAGUGAGGCCCACCGUGCUGAAGAAAGACACGCAGAUUUCCAAACAAACAUGCCGUGGACCUCAACAGUGAUGAAACGUCUUUGUGACCCAGCUCCAUAAAUUGCGCCGUCUGCUGUCUCUUUUCCAUGGGUUUUGGACUGCAUUUUGCUGCUGUAGUAUAAUAAACGUUGUUUGUAGUAUGCGUGAA